GAAUAAUUUUUCAAACUUUAUAUUUUUGAAAACGUAAUAUAUUAAAAUAUCGUAAUUUCAAUUGUUCACGAAUUAAAUUAUACUUUGAGAAGUCCAAUGAAGUGCUGAGUUACAUUCUGAAACAACAAACUCAACUCUCAACAGAGAGAAGCAAGAGACCCUCAACCCCAAUCUGUUUGCUAAAUAUGCCUCUAAGCGCAACGAUGGUGGGAGCCCUGCUGGGACUGGGUACCCAGAUGUACUCCAAUGCCCUUCGCAAGCUUCCUUACAUGCGCCAUCCAUGGGAGCAUUUGCUGGGAAUGGGGCUGGGCGCGGUUUUCGCUAAUCAGAUGGUAAAGUGGGAAGUCAAAGCCCAGGAAGAUCUCGACAAGUUACUUCUCAAGGCCAAACAAGCCAAUGAACGCCGCUACUUUGAUGAUGAUGAAGACUAAAAGUUAGGUGGAACAUGUUGAAACGCAUUUGCUUUGGAAUUCACUUGUCAAAGAAUGUAGCAUCCGUGCUAGUUCUUGUUAUGGGUUGUAGACAAUUGUUUGCCUAAUCUAUUGUCACCUUUUCUGAGGUUUUAGCACUUCCCUUUCUGUAUGAUUUACUGCCCACGAGCUCUGCUAUGCAGCAAUAUUUGUUAAUGGCAAUUUGCAUGUUUGAGGUGUAUUUUUAAAAAUAAAAUCCUGUUGCUACAAACCUAUUUUGAAAAGGAGAUUAUAAAUAUGCAUAAAACAGCAAAUGCAUUGCUAAGUGUUGA
This is a messenger RNA of Olea europaea var. sylvestris, 742 nucleotides long. RefSeq lists its product as uncharacterized. NCBI's taxonomy places the organism in Eukaryota, Viridiplantae, Streptophyta, Magnoliopsida, Lamiales, Oleaceae. The transcript has 3 exons. The coding region runs from base 186 to 431 and encodes 81 amino acids. The record is from RefSeq and is a predicted model, not a curated record.